Molecule: messenger RNA, 12716 nt
Organism: Gopherus flavomarginatus (Mexican gopher tortoise)
Lineage: Eukaryota; Metazoa; Chordata; Testudines; Testudinidae
Gene: ERBB4
Product: erb-b2 receptor tyrosine kinase 4
Exons: 29
Coding region: 391-4362 (1323 amino acids)
Biological process (GO): protein phosphorylation; cell surface receptor protein tyrosine kinase signaling pathway; positive regulation of kinase activity
Cellular component (GO): basal plasma membrane; signaling receptor complex
Molecular function (GO): epidermal growth factor receptor binding; ATP binding; transmembrane receptor protein tyrosine kinase activity
Source: RefSeq, a predicted model, not a curated record
CCGGGGAAAGGGAGUAAACGGAAUUGACGCUCUGAGAUCGGAGUACUACAGCCCCUGGACAAGUGGGAGGAGAAGAGGGGGGCAGCCAAAUACCCCCCCCAAGUGAAGCCAGGAGAAGGGGAGAGAAGAGAGAGGAAGGGAAAAAGGAGAGAAACUGGGACUAAGAGGCAGGGAGCCGGCGACUUCUGGGCAACAACUUGUUGCAAACAGAUUUGCCAAGUAGGGAAUCAGCGUCUCACUCCACGCCGGGACUGGAGGGAGCAAACGCGCCGUGUCUCGCUCCUCGUCCCCACAGCCGGGCUCCGGGGUCCACGCUCGCAGCCGAGGGGAGAUGCCAUUUGGACCAUGUAACAUCGCUGCCAGGAGUUGAGGCCGCCCUUUCAACGAACCAUGAAGCUGGCAGAGCGACUCGUGUGCUGGGUCAGCUGCCUGGUGAUCUCCGGGACCCUCCAGCCCGGCGCGGCUCAGGCAGUGUGCGCUGGUACUGAGAACAAGCUGAGUUCUCUGUCUGAUCUUGAGCAGCAGUAUCGUGCGUUGCGCAAGUACUAUGAGAACUGUGAGGUAGUCAUGGGCAACCUGGAAAUCACCAACAUUGAACACAACCGUGAUCUUUCCUUCCUCCGGUCUAUCCGAGAAGUCACGGGAUACGUCCUGGUAGCUUUGAAUCAGUUUGAGUACCUCCCGUUAGAGAACCUACGCAUCAUUCGUGGGACAAAACUCUACGAGGACCGGAAUGCCUUGGAGAUAUUUCUUAACUACAAAAAGGAUGGUAAUUUUGGACUCAGGGAACUUGGCCUGAAGAACUUGACUGAAAUACUGAAUGGAGGGGUAUACGUUGGCCAGAACAAGUUUCUUUGCUACGCCGACACCAUUCAUUGGCAGGAUAUCGUGCGUAACCCACGGGCUUCCAACUUCACUUUGGUUCCAACAAAUGGCAGCUCAGGAUGUGGGCGAUGCCACAAGUCCUGCACAGGUCGAUGUUGGGGACCCACAGAAAACCACUGCCAGAGCUUGACAAAGACAGUGUGUGCAGAGCAAUGUGAUGGACGUUGCUACGGGCCGUACGUCAGUGACUGCUGCCAUCGGGAAUGCGCUGGAGGCUGUUCCGGACCUAAAGACACUGAUUGCUUUGCCUGCAUGAAUUUCAACGACAGCGGUGCAUGUGUCACUCAGUGCCCCCAGACUUUUGUCUACAAUCCCACCACCUUCCAGCUGGAGCACAACCACAAUGCCAAAUACACCUACGGAGCUUUUUGUGUCAAGAAGUGCCCACAUAAUUUUGUGGUAGAUUCCAGCUCUUGUGUGCGUGCCUGUCCCAGCUCCAAGAUGGAGGUUGAAGAAAAUGGUAUAAAGAUGUGCAAACCCUGCACUGACAUUUGUCCUAAAGCAUGUGAUGGCAUCGGCACAGGGAGUUUGACGUCCGCUCAAACCGUUGACUCCAGCAACAUUGACAAGUUCAUAAACUGUACCAAGAUCAACGGGAACCUAAUCUUUCUUGUCACUGGGAUUCACGGGGACCCCUAUCACACAAUUGCAGCAAUGGACCCAGAGAAAUUAAAUAUCUUCCAAACAGUCAGAGAGAUAACAGGUUUCUUGAAUAUUCAGUCAUGGCCCCAGAACAUGACAGAUUUCCGUGUGUUUUCUAACUUGGUUACUAUAGGUGGAAGAGCCCUAUAUAGUGGCCUUUCCUUACUUAUCCUGAAGCAACAGGCAAUUACCUCUCUACAGUUCCAGUCACUGAAGCAGAUCAGUGCUGGCAACAUCUACAUAACUGACAAUACCAACCUGUGCUACUAUCACACCAUCAACUGGACCAGCCUCUUCAGCACUCCCAACCAAAAGACAGUGAUCCACCACAACAAAAAGCCUGAGAACUGCACUGCAGAGGGAAAGGUGUGUAACAACUUGUGCUCAAGUGAUGGCUGUUGGGGGCCAGGGCCAGACCAAUGUCUGUCCUGCAAACGCUUCAGCAGAGGAAGGACCUGUAUAGAGUCUUGUAACCUUUAUGAUGGGGAAUUUCGAGAGUUUGCGAAUGGUUCUGUAUGUGUGGAAUGUGAUCCCCAGUGUGAGAAGAUGGAAGAUAACAUGAUCACAUGCUAUGGGCUGGGACCAGACCACUGCACCAAGUGUUUCCAUUUUAAGGAUGGCCCCAACUGUGUGGAAAAGUGCCCCGAUGGCUUACAGGGAGCAAACAGCUUCAUUUUCAAAUACGCCGAUGAGGACCGUGAGUGUCACCCUUGUCAUCCAAACUGCACACAAGGGUGCAUAGGCCCCCGUAUUGAGGACUGCAUCGGCCUGAUGGAUAGGUGUAGAGGCCCCACUAGUCAUGACUGCAUUUACUAUCCAUGGACACGCCAGUCCACCUCACCACAGCAUGCUAGAACCCCCCUGAUUGCUGCAGGCGUGAUUGGUGGACUCUUUAUCAUCAUCAUUGUGGGCCUGACGUUUGCCGUUUAUGUUCGGCGGAAAAGCAUCAAAAAGAAGAGGGCCUUGCGGAGGUUCCUGGAGACUGAGCUGGUGGAGCCCUUGACCCCAAGUGGCACAGCACCCAACCAAGCGCAGCUUCGCAUCCUGAAGGAAACUGAGCUAAAGCGAGUCAAGGUCCUUGGCUCUGGGGCCUUUGGAACCGUGUAUAAGGGUAUUUGGGUUCCUGAAGGAGAAACAGUAAAGAUUCCUGUGGCUAUUAAAAUCCUUAAUGAGACAACUGGUCCCAAGGCAAAUGUGGAGUUCAUGGAUGAAGCACUUAUCAUGGCAAGCAUGGAUCAUCCACACCUGGUGCGAUUACUGGGUGUCUGCUUGAGCCCUACCAUUCAGCUCGUCACUCAGCUGAUGCCACAUGGCUGCUUGUUGGACUAUGUUCACGAACACAAGGAUAACAUUGGCUCGCAGCUCCUGCUGAACUGGUGUGUCCAGAUAGCUAAGGGAAUGAUGUACCUGGAAGAGAGGAGACUGGUUCACCGGGACUUGGCAGCCCGGAAUGUCUUGGUAAAAUCACCAAACCAUGUGAAGAUCACUGACUUUGGCCUGGCCAGGCUCCUGGAAGGCGAUGAGAAAGAGUACAACGCUGAUGGAGGGAAGAUGCCAAUUAAGUGGAUGGCUCUGGAAUGUAUUCACUACAGGAAAUUCACCCAUCAGAGCGAUGUUUGGAGCUAUGGUGUCACUAUCUGGGAACUUAUGACCUUUGGUGGAAAACCCUACGAUGGAAUCCCGACACGAGACAUUCCUGACCUGUUAGAGAAAGGGGAACGGUUGCCCCAGCCUCCUAUCUGCACCAUUGAUGUUUACAUGGUGAUGGUGAAAUGCUGGAUGAUCGAUGCUGAUAGUCGGCCUAAAUUCAAGGAAUUGGCUGCUGAAUUUUCUAGAAUGGCUCGAGACCCACAAAGAUACCUUGUCAUUCAGGGUGAUGACCGUAUGAAGCUCCCGAGUCCAAACGACAGCAAAUUCUUCCAAAAUCUGCUGGAUGAGGAAGACCUGGAAGAUAUGAUGGAUGCUGAGGAAUAUUUAGUUCCUCAGGCCUUUAACAUCCCUCCUCCUAUCUAUACGUCCAGGGCUAGAAUCGACUCCAACAGGAGUGAACUUGGACACAGCCCUCCUCCUGCCUACGCCCCUAUGUCAGGAAACCAGUUUAUGUACAGAGGUGGCGGCUUUGCUACAGAACAAGGAGUGCCUGUGCCAUACAGAGCUGUCAGCUGCAUCACUCCGGAGGCGCCAGCCAUCCAGGGGGCCACAGCAGAGAUCUUUGACGACACUUGCUGUAAUGGUACGCUACGGAAGCAGGUGGCCGCCCUCGCACAAGAGGACAGCAGCACUCAGAGGUACAGUGCUGACCCAACAGUGUUUGUACCGGAGCGGGGCCAACGGAGUGAGCUGGAUGAAGAUGGGUACAUGACUCCAAUGCGAGACAAACCCAAAACAGAUUACCUGAACCCAGUAGAGGAGAACCCAUUUGUCUCUCGACGAAAGAACGGUGAUCUUCAAGCUCUGGACAACCCCGAGUAUCACAGUGCCCCAAAUGGGCAGCCCAAAGCAGAGGACGAGUAUGUGAACGAGCCAUUGUACCUCAGCACCUUUGCUAAUACCUUGGAAAACGCAGAAUACCUGAAGAACAAUGGGCUUCCUUUGCCAGAGAAAUCCAAGAAGGCCUUCAACAACCCGGAUUACUGGAAUCACAGUCUGCCACCGCGAAGCACCCUCCAGCACCCGGACUACCUGCAGGAGUACAGCACAAAAUAUUUUUACAAACAAAAUGGACGGAUCCGGCCUAUCGUGGCAGAGAACCCUGAAUACCUCUCUGAGUUCUCCCUGAAGCCUGGCACUGUGCUGCCCCCACCACCCUACAGACAUCGAAACACGGUGGUGUAGUGACAUCAGUAUUACACAAGUAGAGAGGCAACCCCUUCUAGAUGCUGGCCUUUCUCUCUUUCUUUCUUCCUCUCUCUCCCUCUUUGUCUCCCUUGAGCUUUCUCUUUUUGCCGGUUCACUCACUUUGAUAUUUCCAAGUAGAAGGACACCUUUGAGUCAUUUGCUGAUUGGGUUAGGAACAUGGAAGGAAAGAAAGACUUUCCAAGGCCAGGUUUUGGCCUUUCAUUCAUUCAUUCAGUCAGUCAGUCAGUCAGUCUGGCAUUUCUCACCUUUCACAGACCCUGAGAGUCAGAAGGUCAGACAAGCAAGUGAAUACCAGUAAAGGCCAGUGGCAUUGUUGCCUGCUGUCAAGUUAGUUCUCAGUGAUUCAACUCAGAUGCUGUAGGGGAAGUCACACAGUGUCUGUUUCUGUCAGCAGGAACCGAGGAAAGCCUGUUCAGCAUUCCUGGAAAUCACAAUGCAGUUUCCAUUAAGAGGGAAAAAAGGACAAUUUUUAUAUCACAUGUGAUAGCAUAAUAAUUGAGAUUUGAGAAGCCAAUGUCUUUCUCUAACACUUUCUAUCCUGGCAGCUGAAAACAGCUAACCCAGCUUUUCAUAACCAUUCAGUUCUUCAUCACAGCCAUCAAAGAAAUAACUAAUAAAAUAAAAAAUGAGGAGACUUUGUCUCUGGCCAGUCCCCUCUUCUUAGCCACUCCCACAGUUUUAUCCCAUUUCCUAACAGCAAAGACUUUCACUAGAAGCUCCUGUGCAUGACAGUGCAAUUUUUUUGGUACGUGUCGCAAUGACAACAAGUAUUUUCAACAGAAAGAUCCCGUCAGGAAAGGAAGAAAACACAAAAAGCUGACAUCCUCCAUUGAAGCUAAAAGAGAGGCCAAGAUCCGCCAUUUAUAUGCACAGGGCCUCACCUUCAUGUUUUAUACCUACUUAAACAAACAAACAAAGUACCCAUACAAUUUCUCCUCUCUUUCUUUCUGCUCAUCGAUUAAGAUAGUUGGGGAUGCAGUAGGCAACACUGAGGACAAGACAGAAGGAGGACAGUUUAAUAGGUUCAGGAAACCUGGUGGUGGUCUUAGGGAUGGUGCCCUAAGGAGUUCUUUAAACUGGAAGAAAGACACUGGAGUGGAUAAAACGCACAUAGCAGUUCACUGGAAAGUUAGUUUGCACUUAAGCUAUGAUUUUAUUUGUCCUUGCUCUGAACUGUUUUCUGGAUUUUGAACGAAGCAAUAUGGAAGCAACCAGCAAAAUAAAAUAAUUUUAAAUUAAAAAGUGAAAUUAUAUAUAAAGGACGGCUGUGGAAAUGCCAAAAUGAAACAAGUCACGUCUUGGGAACAGUAUCCGCUGGUUCUGAAAGGCCAGUAUAUUGACUACUUCAGAGAAUACAGUGAAGGAGUAACCAGUUCAAAUGCUGCUGCACGAAGGAAAGGCAGAGCAAAUAGUGAAGGGGAUUUGGGGAGAAGAAGGGCCAGGUGUGGCUUGGGGCCUAGCAAGGACUAUAGUUUUCUAAAAGGAGGAUUUCUCCAUCACGUAAGCUGGUACAUACAAGGUUUUUAAAGUCAGUAUGUGCAUGACAUACACAGCUUUCAGUCAAAAAUAUAAACAAUGAGUUGAUCUCCAUGCACUUAUUUCCCUUUUGUCAACUUCAGCUUUCACAGGACCUUUGGUUUAUUCCCCUCCAUGGCUAAAAAUAUUUCCAGCCAGAGUUUAUGAAUUAUUUUAGCAUCAAAACAGAACACCACAUGACGUGGAAGAGAAGAAUGGGGAUGGUGUCUUGCUUUCGAUGCACUACGUUUCUAGUUGUUUAGGCUUUUAAAGAAAAGGUAUCUAUCUAAUUAGACUCAAAUUCUAGGAGAGACAACAAUAUUCCAAUUUAUGCACUUUAGUACUAUUAAAAUGAAGGCCCUUUGGAUCAUGGAACCCAGCAACAGGGGUGAACAGUCUGGAAGCAAUGUGAAUUUUCUCUUAAAUCCUAACAUUUUAAUGGACAGCCACCAUGAGCUCCCUGCCAUAACCCUGUCAGGGAGAUCUGACUGCUCAAAUUGAAAGAGGCAGACUGGAGAGUAAGCCCCAACCCUCAGCCUCAGUCUGCCAUCUUAAGUUAAUUUUAGGAGUGGAUGUCAUGCUGUGUUAUACAAGCAACCAGUGAUUGCUUCAUGAAGUGACAUUUCAUAAUUGCCUGACCCCCUCCCCUCCCUAUUCCCAGGGCCGCCAUGCAAUAAUUACUUAAUUGUCUGUGCCAUAGGUCGUGCUAGACAAAGUCAGCUCUGGGCUGGAACGAGACCUUAGAUUUCAAACCUGGGUUCUUAGCCUUGUACUUUGAAACAUAAUUUGUGGAUGGUCCCUACAAUGUCCAUCAAGAUUUCAGGUCAAGGCUGGUUCAGCCAAUGUGGCAUUACUGAAUUAGGUGUUUCAAGUCAAUCUGAACCAGCAAAACUUAAUUACCAGCUGCUGUGCACUUAUUAAGGCCAUAAACCUUGUAUGUAGAUAAAUGGUUUAUAAACAAGAACAAAAGGUCUUUGCAGCUAUUUAAAGGAGGCCUAGUGGACAUGUGGCCACAUAAUAAAUCAGUUUGUUCUGGCAGAAUGAAAUGAACAGCUGACCAUUAAAGCAGGAGUGCCAGGCAUCUGAAAGAAGGUCUGUCUCUGUGGUGAGGUCUCUCCUGCUCUUGAUGCAUUCCCAUAACUCCCAGUGAGGUUAAUGAGAGAUACAGGUGAGCAUUAGGGGAAAUUAGACCCCCUCAGACCUUCAAAAAACAUAUGCCAGUGGGAGCACUCAGAGUGCGUAAUAUUAAGCCUCCUGAAGUGAGAAUGGACAAAUAAAAAAACUCAUCCCAGAAUUUUAUCAUGUCCCUUUUGUGACUCAGAGAAAGCUUAGAAUAUUAAGGAGGGCUUGAUCUCCGUCACUGAACAGAUGUAAGAGAAGAGUAACGUUCUAAUGGAAAUCUACGUACAGGUUGUGUAUUUGUUUUUGGAGCAGUGUGCUAAAAGACUGACUGUGAGAGAAAUGUGCACACCUUGAAAAUAUUGAAGGCAAAUCGCUCCAAGGAUCUUAGAAUCCAGCUGCUAAUGGAAAGUAGGAAACCUGUUUUGGGUUCUUUGAUAAUUCAGUAAUGUCAACAUUAAAAACAAGCCUCGUUUUAAAAAAUGAAGUGUAAAUAUGGUUGUUCUUUAACAGUUUAACUUUUUUGCCUCAAAGCAUUUUAAGAAUUAUUUAUUUACUUUUUAAAUUGUUGAUUGUGGCUAAAAUGCACUCAGUCAUGUGGAAAUACAGCGGCUCCUUGCAGGGAGCAUGAAACCCAGAAGCGGGCACACAAUUAUAGGCUGAGCAGUGUCAAAUGUAUCUUAAAAAGAAAAACCAAGCAGUUAAUACAACAAAUGUAAACACAGUCUGUGAAAUGCAAAGUAACAAAUGACUUCCAUUUAUGUAUCCUGGGUUACUGGUUUGGGUUAGUCCUGUUGCCAAAAAUUGCCUUUAAUAAGUCAUUGCUCUGGGUACAAGGUAUUGACCUAAGCAUCUAGAUUCUUUUUUUUUUUUAAACCUCAAGGGAUGAUUAACCUUGACCUACAAAGUCAAUAGUAUGUUUUUUUAUAUACAGGCUGAAUGUUUUCAACAGAAAUAUCUAGCUAUGGUCUGAUCCACCCUCUUGUAAAAGCCGAGCACUCCCAAGAAUGAAAUAAAUAAAUCUGUCACAGCUAGGUUUAAUUUUAAUUAUGUCGAGGGGAGGCCACAGAUCGUGACAGAUGUUCUAUUUUUUUCGUUGGAAAACAGAUGCUUUUCACCAAUAAUUUCAUUUAAACUCAGUUUUUCUAUGAAAAACAAGUUUUGACUGAAUUUGUUUUGCUCACCUAGUCAAAACUCAAGUGCUAUUCCUGUCCCUAAAGUCCACAGUCAGUUUUUAAUGACUUUAUAAGCAUAUUUUCCUAUUUUGAAAUGUUUCUUUUCCCCCUAUUGCUGGAGCACAAUGAUUAAUUUUUCAGAGGAAAAAGUAUUGUCACAGGCAAACUGAAUGAAAGAUAAACACACUGUUGGUUUUGUUUUGUUUUCAAUCUCUUUCCAAGCUAGGUGUUAUGUGUAACACUAGUAGGUAAACAAAUUUUAGACAAAAAAAUGUGAUUUUUUUUUUUGAUUGUGCGAAAUACCAUUGGACUAAACAUCAAGUCAACCACAUCCUUUUUAAUUAUUUGGGAGGAAUGGAAUUUGACUAGAUUUUAAAUUGGCAGCAUCCCUUGUAACACAUUCCUUUUAAAUUGACAAAUGCAAAAGAUUCUUUAAAUCGAGUUUUUUUUUCUGUUCAGUGAAAAUUACCUUGUUAAGGUAGAAAACAGUGGAAAUAAUCCGAGCCUUAGAUCAAGAGAUGCAGAUGUACUGCACUGCUGCAAGGACUAACCUCAGACCAGAAACCUUCCUAAUUGUGUUGAGAAACUCUGUGUUAAGACUGCCAGCUGUUCUGCAGCUUUUAAUUGACUGAUGCCAUCACCUGACUGUACAAGUUGCAGCCUGAUCAGCUUGUGCCAUUUAUUUCUGUGGGUUGGUGAACUAUGGGGAGUGUCCUUUGCUCCUCCCACAGCUUGUAGUGCUAAGGGGAACUCCCCCUAGAAGAGGCUGAAGAGUACUCCAGGUUGUUUCGGUGGGGCAGAGUAAACUGGUCCGCACACAUUAGUGACCCGAUCCUGCACGCACUGAAGGCAAUGGGACUGGCGUAUGACCUACAUGGGAAACCUUCCUUCGCUCAACACUUUGCAGGAAAGUGAACACUCUGAGCCUGCAUCUCAAGUGCCCUGCACCGUCUGUAACCACUUAUAGCUGUGCAAAGUGGGUAGGAGAUACCUAACCUUUGGUGUAAGCGACCCGAGACUGGUGCGGGGACCUGAGGCUUAAUUACUCCAAGGCACCUUUGUACAAUGGAGGCCUGACUUCUCAUUUGCACUAAGGCUCUUUUACAUCACAGUGGCAGCAUGCAGGGACUUUAAAUGAAAGGAUUCCUUAUGCAAUGAGCAAGUUAUAAGAGAGUCUUAGCACCACUCUGAAUCAGGCUGCCUCUACUCUGGGGUCCUGCCCCUUCCCCAGUGUAACAGCCUCAGGGUUGCUGUAACUUAACCUUUGUUUUCCACCGCUCCCUAUGUAUGUGACUUGGGAUGCCAAGGCUAUUUGCAGGGCAUUCAGGACCCCCCAUCUGAUCUGCUCCAGGGGGCUGGGCCAAUGUAGAGCUAUUUGCCAACUAUGGACCGGGGGGUGAUAUUUGCCAGAGGACCUUGAUUAGCAUUAAGGGACCUUGAUUAGCAUAUUACACCCAUCCACGUUUUCCUGGUUGUAAAUGCAAGGUGGAUGCAGAGGUGCUAUAGCAUGACUGCCCGUUUACAGAGUCAGUGAGGGUGGCACCCACUUUAAGGCCCCUUUACACACUGAUGUAUAAGAGCCUUUGUAUAAAUGAGACUUGGACCCUUUGUUACCAGGAUGCUGGUUGGUUUUUGAAGAGUUACUCCAGGUUGAUGCUGUCGCCUUUUAUUUUUCACUCUGUAAACACCUUUUUAAAGGUAAGUUCUUCUUUCAGUUGCAAUAACAACAUGAAGCCUGUAAAUUUAGUUGUAUCAGUUUCCUGCUCCCAUUCAAAUCUGCCACUUGUAAUUCACUCAUUGCCGUUGACCUGCCACUGCUGCUAACAUUUGUUGGAAUGUAACCAUAUCUGUUUGUUUUAGAAAGAUGGGCCUAUGCAGUAUUGCAACGUGCUCUUCCUUUUAUUUUCACGCUUCAUAGCGUGGUAGAGACUGGUGCAGUCUAAGAGGGCAGCCUUUGCCUAGUGUUGCUUUUUUUUAGCUGAUUUUGUUAAAUUUUAUUUUCAGUGAGCUUUACGCAGAUGGGUAGGAAAAGUUAUUUGUUCAAAUACAUUUUUAAAAAUAGAGGACAAAUGCACAGAAACAAAGUUGUAGGGCUGGAGGCACUAGCUUAGACUGUCCAAAUUAGUUUGUCGACAAACAUCCCCGCCACCCCCUGCCACUUCCUAGUUGGUAUUCUAACACUGUGCCACUUCUUUCAAAGAUAAGGGCCAGAGUCAGACACCCUUACUCACAGGAAGUACCUUACUUUGUAGCAUUAAUGGCACUGGGAUUACUCAAGUCAUAAGGUAUUAUUAUUUGUAUAGCAGAAAACAUCAGGAAUUGGUGCUGGGUAGUGUGCAUAGAUAUGGGUCCCAAUUCAGGAAAACAUCCUGAUCCAAGCACUCGCGGAAGUUCCAUUGAAGUUGGUGGGAUUAUGCACAUGCUUCCAGUUAAACUGGUUCCAGUCCCACUUAUUUUACAAAUUUUAGUAUAUGACAAGAAGCAAUAACAGAUGGCUAGAGAGGGGGAAUAGUCAGAUGCUCGUGAUUAGUGAAAUAACAAUGGUCGCAGCUGCCUAGUCAUGUCAUUGGUGGUAGUCACAAGAGUAGUACAGCAUGAGUAAACCUACCCAAAAACAAUGAAGCAUCAAUUCCUCAGUAGAAUUUAGGUGCUUAAGUCCUGUACCUACUCUGACGGGAAAGCAAUUUCAUUCUGGUUGUUUCCGGUGUGCAUUGUUUGCAAAUACUUCCUUUCCAGUGGUGUGAGAGCCACGUUACCCUUUCAACCUUUGUGGGGCGGAAACACUGUAUUUUCCAUAGCACUCCGAAGACUCAACCAUUUUGGGAAAACCACAGUAACAAACUGUGAAUGGUAUUUUAUAAGUAAGUGUAGAUAUGUAAGCCGUUCUUUUGAAGUAAGGUACUAUGAAAUAUGUAGCAUAAACUGGUACUGCUGUUAAAUGGGUUGAUUAUUAAACUGAGCAGCUGUGUAAAGGGUAACUAACUUUGAAUGCACUAAAACCACCCGCCCUUUGAAGAUGAUACAGCUUAGAUGGCCUGUGUAUAUGCUGGAAGCUAUCUUUUUAUAGGUUGAUUUUUAGAAGGGUUGGCUUGGAAUAUCAGCAUAUCUGAGUGGCCCCAGAAAUCAGAGCUGAUGAAAAUAUUUUCUAAUGUUAAAGAAAAAAAUGUAGAAAUUAAAAAAACAAAGCAAUGUUCACAAAUUCUUUUUUUAUCCAUUUUCAGCCAAAGUGUAGAGCAGUUUGAAAUAUUACAAAUUUUGAAUAUAGAACUGGGGGGCAAAAAUCAGAAAAAUUGCUAUUUUCCCCAUUUCAACCCACUCUAAUCCAAAUACGGCUUUGAAAUCCACUGCUUAGGCUCACCUCUAUACAUUCCUCCCUCUGAAAGGGCUCAAGGCUAUAUGAUAGGUAGACUUUCAAAAAUUUGGCUUCAAUGGGCAUAGGAUCAAUGGAUCAGAUUCCAAGAAAGGUCACACCAGAGGAAUUAGAUGAGUCUACAAGAAUAGAUGUCCUAUUCGCAGUGCAAGAAACUUGUUGAGUUCAUUGUCCUUUCCCAUCCCACUCCAUCUUCUCAUCAAAGCAUCUCUUGUAGAGUCAACAUGGGGUGCUUAACUGGAGGUACCUGAAAAAGGCAGAAAUUUAGAGUGUUAUAUUUUUUAGCCAAUUCUCUGUGUUCUUAAAGUGUAAAAAUACAAACAAAAAGAUAUCUGCCUUGUGAAUUACCUUCAAGGAAAAGAGAAGCAACACCAUGUUGGAAGACGCCAUCCUCAUUCACAUGAUACAGUGCACUCAGAGUUAGCUACCUUUUGAAAUAAACAAAAAACUACUGUAUGUUAAUUUGAAAAUGUGAAUAGUAUUUUUAUAGCUUGUUAAAGACAUGGCUAGUUGCAUUUGUACAUAAGGAUAAUGUUGUUUUUCUUUUCCUUUUGUGGACAUCAUUAUUCAGAACAUAAUUGUCUUUAGGGUUGAUUUGUAUAUAAGUAAUUUGCUGGUGAUUUAUUUCCCUUUUUAGCUUUUAUUGGAGAUAUCAUUUUGACAUUCUGUGUGACUCUGUGUUUAGCACUAUUGUGGUACGUUCAGACUUUCUGCACUUGCUUACACAGUAACGUAUGCCAAUUGUGUGUGGCGUAAUGUUACUUUAACCUUUUGUCUCAUAUUUCAGCUAUGAAGGAUUAUGCACUGUUAAAAUACAUACUGACUUGGGUUAAUAUUAGCUCUAUAUUUUAGUAUUAUUUCCCUUUGCCUUGAUUUUUCAUGGGUUUUUUUUUUCUUUGGAGGCUGGGGAGAAACCAGUGGCUCUUUUCUUUGUCUGAUUAGGAUCUUCUUUUCAGUGUACACACUCCCAAAUCCCUCCUCCUGGUGAUAGCGCUUUUACCUGUUUGUUAAGACAAAUGUAGAUUGGGACCUGCUUAGCUCAUCCCCCACUGAUCAUCCCAGCCGAACAAUUUGAAAACUGUUCUGCAUUUUUGUUACAUGAAUCUGUCAGAAAUAUAUUUUUAAUUUAAUAUAAAUGAAAUUCAAUAAAA